Molecule: messenger RNA, 1133 nt
Organism: Meriones unguiculatus (Mongolian gerbil)
Lineage: Eukaryota; Metazoa; Chordata; Mammalia; Rodentia; Muridae
Product: cryptic protein-like
Exons: 6
Coding region: 282-893 (203 amino acids)
Source: RefSeq, a predicted model, not a curated record
GGCAGGCAGCCUGUCUCCUCCUCCUCAGCCAGGACUCUCUAGGGGACGGCACUUCAAGGCUGGAUGGCACAGCAGCCCUGGCCUGAGGGGUCUUCAGCACCUGGACUCACAGCUCUUCCUUCAGCCCUGAGGUCUCCUGCUCCAGGCAGAGGACAGGGACACCCCCUCUUGCAAGCUUGUGCAUUCCGUGACUGCUCUAGGGACUGCAAGAUCUGGAGUAAACACCCCUCCAGGGCCAGGGCAGAGUUUCAGCUUUUGUGGCCAUCGAUCCCCAAGCACAGAUGAGAUGGGAUUCAACAAUCCUAGCUGCUGGUUUGAAAAGGCACCAAGCCAGGACUCUGUUCCUGGUGACUGUAGCAUUACAGAUUAUCCAAAUGGGAAACAGCUCCCGGAGCGAACAAGACGGUGCCAGCGAAGUCAGCAAUAUCCUAUCUUCAAAGCUCCCGGGGACGCCACUGGACGGGACCCUGAGUAAUUCCAGUAGAGAGAACGGCAGCCAGCAGGGGUGGCGCCCACAAGAUUCCCCUCCCAACGCCAGGACUUUUGGAGAGAGUGUGGUCCCUGGGUCCCGCUGCUGCCACAAUGGAGGCACCUGCGUUCUGGGCAGUUUCUGCGUGUGCCCCGAGCACUUCACGGGCCGCUACUGCGAGCAUGACCAGAGGCGCAGAGACUGUGGCGCCCUGGGGCAUGGCGCCUGGACCUUGCGCGGCUGCCGCCUCUGCAGGUGCAUCUUCUCAGCCCUGUACUGUCUUCCACGCCAAACGUUUGGCCACUGUGAUCUGAAAGGCUUCCUCUCUUCAGGAGCCACAAGGGGAUCAAGUGCAAGCAGUGCUCUGAGCCUCCUGUUCCUGCUGCUUGGCCUCCUCCUGCUGGGUGUGGCUGGUGAAGGCUGAGGCUCCGAAGUGCCAUGACAGAACCCCCUCCUGGGGCAGCAAGGAGUCACCCGUGAUUGAUUGCACAUGGCAGGACAGUGCCCUAGUGGGCGGUGUACAUCUGCAAGGAGUCACCCGUGAUUGCAUGUGGCAGGACAGUGUCCUAGUGGGUGGUGGGCGUCUGCUUCAAUGUUCUAUGUUGUAAAUAACUGAGUGGCUGAGCUAUGCUGGAUCCUCGUGCUGUGCAAUAAACAUAUUCAG